This is a messenger RNA of Adelges cooleyi (spruce gall adelgid), 2264 nucleotides long. RefSeq lists its product as uncharacterized. The record is from RefSeq and is a predicted model, not a curated record. The coding region runs from base 692 to 1945 and encodes 417 amino acids. NCBI's taxonomy places the organism in Eukaryota, Metazoa, Arthropoda, Insecta, Hemiptera, Adelgidae. The transcript is spliced from 2 exons.
UUGGUGGAAUGGUAGCUUGUGUUAUCUCAUAUCAUGUAUAUCUAAUGAUUGUGUAUAAUAGGUUAGAGUUAGUUAGUUGGUUGGUGGCCUGCAACGGAGACAGUUGGGGUUGACCUGUUCUAUGUUCGUGUAAUUAUUAAUUUGUUCAAAUAAAAGUAUUCAAAUCUUUUCGUUGUGCGUUAUUUAACAUAAAUAGUUAACACUUGGUACUGUGAGUGAAUUUGAUUUACUUAAGUGUUUCGAAUUAUAAGUGCAAGCAGCUAAAUAAUCAAGUUUUAUUCUCAGUGACGCAAACGAAUACUACAAUAACAGCCGGAAAAACAUGCAUAUAAUAGUUACUGUAAUAAACAUACUACAUUUUUGUCUUUAUAAGUUAACAUUGAAUACAAAAUAGAAAGUUAGUAGUGUCAAGUUAAGACUCAGUCAACACGCAAGUUUGUUUCGCUUACCUACGAGACAAAAUGAACUCUUUUGGACAUCUUUUAUAUUAUUUGUGUAUUCCUUUAAGUCAGGUAAAAAAUGCGAAUGGGAUUUGUCUGUUCAGUAUAGUGAUCAUCGGGUUAUCGACGAGGAGCUAUUAAAAUUUCUAAACAAAUACAAAUCUUCAGACCUAGUGGUAUUCGACGCCAACGAUGUAAAAUCUUUAUCUUCGGGCUGCACAACAAACUUAAAAAAAUGCCGGGCACGUAGAAUGGUAGCAUUCAAAAAAUACGAAAAGAAAAUCAGGACGGUCGAAUGCACAAACGCCGUGUUUGUCAGGUACAUUUUAGAUCACUUGGGCAAGUCGUUGAAACACUACAGAAACGUCGCCAGCUAUAAACAAGUCGUACUCCGGCAGUACGUUAAAUGCUUGGCCAGAAUGCUGUCGGUCAUGUAUAUGGCAAAAACGUUGACAUACCCAUGGCUAUUGGCCGUGUACGUUCGGCUGUUUGCCGUGACCAAGACGAGUUACGAAGAAACGGAGAAAAAUGAUAUUUUGUACAAACUAUACGGUGAUCGACAACUGUCCAGCGGCUUGUCGAAAUUCAUCGACAAAUGCCGGAAGUCCGGUUACUUGCAAACGGAACACGACAACAGCUUACCGUUGUCAGAAUCGAGAAACCAAAAAACCUAUUCCCUCCUAUACGAGCUCUACUGCAACGAUGACAACGCCCCCGUUUACCAAUUCGCUGACCAUUUUGAUCCACAGAAAAUCGCCUUGUCCGAUUUGUUCGAUCAAUUUGGCCAGGUUCUCUUUGAAAAUUUGCCCGGCGACCGUAACAGGUGGAACGAGACGAUCGACCGUUUUGCCGUGGCCGAAAACCGAAUAAGCAAAGCGUACAUUACAUACUCGUGGGUUCGCGAUCCGUUCCAGUACAUGGAAUAUCAUAUUAUUUUCGCGGACUUGUUGUACACAAAAUUUGUUUACCUCAUCUGGCAUCAUUUCAAAACGUGUCAGACGUUACCGAACGGCGGUUCCCGUAGCUAUAAAUGCUUGAAUCUCCUCGACAAUUUCAAAACAAUAGCCAAAGCCUUGGACGCGAGCCACAAGUUCACAUUGUCUCUGUUCGCGUUCCUGGGGACUUGUAAGAAAAUUUCGAAAAAAACCCUAGACGUUCUGGAAGGGGAGGUUAAAGAAGAACUAGUCAAUCGCCUAACAGGUCUGGCGGGCGGCAACGAUUGGGACGACGUUUUAAACAACGUGCCGAUUGUCCAUAUUAACCAUACAGCGGAUAACAUAUUACAAUAUCAUCAGAUGUUAAAAAAUUUAAACGACUUCGAAAAUCUUAUAGGCCUCAUAAAGUUGACAUUAAACCCGUUCAGCUUGUAUUUCAUUACGUUUAUUUCACAAUUUACACAACUAGAAACAAUUGAAACAGAUUCAGUACAGCCACGGCAGCGGGACAGUAGUGACCAUCUUUGCACUGAAUAUGGAAGCAGCAAAACGUCGGCUAGCAACAAUUGACACGGGUAUAUCUGGAAGUCAUCCAAGUGAUAAAAAAAAUUCGUCUUCCUCUCCAAAAUCCUCCUUACCAAAUGAUGGUUAAAUUAUCUUAAAAUGGCCAAGACUUUUUCACAUGUAAAUGUUAAGUGGAAAACUGAAGUUUCUUUAGGUUUAUUUCGGGGUUGCCUCGUUUGUUUUUCUCAUUUUCAUUAAAAUAGUUUUCAACGAGAGCUGACUCUCUUAAGCUCUUUAAAAAAGUUUAAAAAUAACGGCUUUAUUCGCCAACAACGACACCACUUUUUUAAUCCUACAUUUUGUUGUUGUAGGCUUGUCAUACACG